Messenger RNA from Ceratosolen solmsi marchali, 616 nucleotides. It is a transcript of the gene PDCD-5, whose product is annotated as programmed cell death 5. Gene Ontology annotation, molecular function: DNA binding. Lineage: Eukaryota; Metazoa; Arthropoda; Insecta; Hymenoptera; Agaonidae. The transcript has 4 exons. Gene Ontology annotation, cellular component: nucleus; cytosol. The record is from RefSeq and is a predicted model, not a curated record. The coding region runs from base 146 to 529 and encodes 127 amino acids.
CGAUGCGUAUUGCACCUAAAUAUUUUUAUUAAUUAAUUUGUGUGUGUCGAUUGUCUUUCAAGGAAUAUAUACCAUAAAACGAGAUCAUAAGCAAUUAUUAAAAAUUUCAAUUAUUAUUUAUAAGCUGUGAUAAUUAUUAUCAACAAUGGCUGAUUUAGAUUUAGAAGAAAUUCGUAACCAACGAUUAGCACAAUUGCAGGCUCAGAACAGAGGGAACAAUGCUAAUAAUCAAGAGGUAUUAAAAGAAAAGCAACAACAUGAAGAUAUGCGAAAUGCCAUAUUAAGUCAAGUACUUGAUCAGUCAGCUAGAGCAAGAUUAAGUACUCUUAGUUUGGGAAAACCUGAAAAAGGAAAAAUGGUUGAAAAUAUGAUUGUCUCAAUGGCACAAAAGGGACAGCUUAUGGGCCGACUUGGAGAAAAAGAGCUAAUUAAUAUUUUAGAGAGUAUAAAUAAACAAACAAGUAAAAAGAGUGUAUCUGUCAAAUUUGACAGGCGCAGAGCUGCUUUGGACAUAGAUGAUGAUUUGUAAUUAGUGGAGUAAAAUCAAUUCACUUAUUCUAAUUAAUAUCUAAUUAAUUAUAAUUAAAAACGCUUUCAUUUUAUAAUGCAACUGCUC